This is a messenger RNA of Didymella exigua CBS 183.55, 1206 nucleotides long. RefSeq lists its product as uncharacterized. Gene Ontology annotation, cellular component: Golgi membrane. The record is from RefSeq and is a predicted model, not a curated record. The transcript has 3 exons. Gene Ontology annotation, molecular function: glycosyltransferase activity. Gene Ontology annotation, biological process: protein N-linked glycosylation. Lineage: Eukaryota; Fungi; Ascomycota; Dothideomycetes; Pleosporales; Didymellaceae. Bases 1 to 1206 code for a protein of 401 amino acids.
AUGGGGGACUACUCGUACCACGCAUUGGCGAACAUGGGGCCCCAGGGCCGCUGGCGGCGCCCAUUGUUGAUCGCGAUACCCGUUGUGCUGCUGUUUUUGAUUUACAGCUCAAGCUUCAGUUACACACCGAGCAGUGCAGCACAAACACAGAUAGACUUCCCUACCUCGCACAAUGCCUCGGUUGUCGAGGAGGACCCUUCGAUGCCCGCCAUAAUAAAAGCCCUCUACGGCCCCAUCCUGCACCCCGUCGACGCUGCGAACUUCACCGACGAGGACGGUGAUGUAUACCACCUGCACGGCAAGCCCAAGUUCACGCAGAAGCUGGGAAAGAAGGUGCUCAUCCUGGACAUCGACAGCAGGCCGCUCACUGGCAAGGGCCAGCUCAUGGACAAAGACUUGAAGUGGAAGGGCAUGCGACCCCUCUCUGCGGGCAUGCUCAGUCAUUAUAUGUUCGCAAGCAUCCAUGGUUACGACUACAAGUUUAUCCGCGCGCCAGACUACGCCGACCGCUGGGGCACCUGGGUCAAGGUCCCAAUGAUGAAGGAGGCGCUCAAGACACACGACUACAUCGUCUUCAUGGACUCGGAUGUCAUGUUCCACUACCCGCACCUGCCGCUCGAGUGGCUGCUCAACUAUUGGAACAUGACCGACGACACUCUCGCCAUGAUGUCCAUCGACCCCAACGAGCCACAGAACUACGACGCUAAGGGUAACCGCUAUCUCAAUACCGGCUUCGUCAUCGCCCGCCAGAGCAAGCGCACACAGGAGAUGUACAAGGCAUGGGCUGAGUGCCCAUCUGAGACAAAGUACAAGGGCUGCGCAAGGUGGAAGCAAGACUGGGCACACGAACAGGCUGCAUUCGGCAACUACCUGCGCUACGACUACGACCGACCUGACGACAUUCGUGUGCUUCCCUGCGUCGAGGCAAACGGUGCACCAGAGGCCGAGAGUCGUGGCGGAUGCAAGGGUAUCUUCGUCAGGCACUUCUGGGUCGACAAGAACCUCGUGGCCAAGAACCUGGCAGACUCUGUCAUGCAGUACUUCUUGCCCAGGCUGCAUCAGCUCUACCUAUCGACCGCGAGCGAGCACAUCGUGGACGCCAAGGGCUUCAAGCUCGAAGGUGCAGAGCUGAUUGAGCUCACAGACGAGGAGAAGGAGGCCAAAAAGAAGGAGGGCCAAAAGAAUCAAAAGGACGAAGGCUAUUAG